GUUAGUAAACUGUGAUGGAUUAUAUCAACAAAUGACAGCGUAGGAAGUCUGACUGAGAGAAAAGGUUAUCUUUGUACGUGAUAAUGAAUCAUCCACUUGUGUACUGUGUCUUGGUGUUGUGGAAGUGACUCUUAUGUGUUAUUUCGCAUAUAUAGUGCUAAAAAAUAGUUAAAAUGAAGCAAAGAGGAGUGUGGUAUAGAUACAGAGCGUCGCAGAUGAUGAUUGUUUGUUGGGCAGCCAUCUGGACGUUGUGUACUGCUGACCCACAUCAACGAACCUUUUCACGGGACCAUCAUCACCUUCAUCAUCCCAGCAGACAACAACUUCAGAACCAUCCAUUACGCUCUCACACAAGUGGUCUUAAGUUAUGGAGCAAAAUCAUUCCAGAUCUCCAAGCACAAAGAAAAUCAUAUGAUGGAGCCCACAGUUCUCAAACCUGGUAUGACAAUAACCCUGUUAAGCAAGAGGGAAUGGAAGGGUAUGGACGUCAUGAACGAUCCCCCAUAGUUGAUAGAAGUGUUUCAGAUACCAAAUUUGACAUUGAAGUGAUUGAAGGAACGUUUGGUGAUACUUUAACUCAACACAUUAACAAGACUUCUGAAUACUUGUUUGAAUACAUCUAUAAUACAUCUGCACUGAAGACAAAUGCUGUGCGUGUCACAGUGACCAGCCCUAGGAGUGGAUAUGCAUACCCAUUAUUGGUUGUAGUGCGGCAACAACGAGGGGUCCUGUCUUGGCAGAUUCCUCUGGAGCCUCCACCCAAUACACAGAUUAUGGAGGAGUACUACACUGUGUCUCAUACCCUGUGUCCUGCCAAGAACUACAAAGUUUCCGUUCAAGGCAUCCCGGACACAACCCAGCGUCUCUUCAUUGAUGUUUCAACAUCAUCACCAUCAAAUGUGACUUUUACAGUUAAUGUUGAUUUUGAAAAACAAUUUUUGAUUGAUUUACACACCUCCAGCACCACCAGGGUGUUCGAUGUAACACCAUCACAACCUGUGUUUUAUGAGUUCAUGUUCCCAGAAGAUGUAGACAUGGUAUUGGUGAAGGUGAAUGCUGAGGAUGACUUCUGUGCCAUGGUCGCUAUUCAGAAUAUCACAUGUCCAGUGUUUGACAGUGAAGAGAAUGUUGAGUAUGGCAACUCCUACCAGACCAUGACCUACCAAGCUGGUAUUACAGUCAGGAAACUAGAUUACCCCAAUGGUUUGUAUAUACUGGUGGUAAUGCUGUCGACUGACGAAGCUUGCUCUGCCACAUUCCAACACGUAUAUCGCAAUAGGAAGAAAACAGUCACACUCACCAUCGAGGAAAAGAUUACCAAGCUAGAAUAUCUUGCCGCCAUCUUUGCCGGCCUUGGUUACUGUGCGUUUUUUUACAUUGUAACACUCGUCUUGGCUUGUAUAUCAUAUGUCAGAGCAAAGAGGAAACAGCCUCGUGAACGUAGUCUGUUGGAUGACUCCAUCUUGGGAACACCAGAGGAUCAUAAUUCCCCAGGGCCAUCACCCUCUUACAGAGCUGUCAGCACCAGUGAAGAGCACUACCCACCACUGCCUCACACCGCCUCAGAUUCCUCACUGGAUGAAGAUGACAUUGACAUGCUCACUGAUGCAGAGAGUGAUAAGGAUAUUUUCAGGACCAAGACUUUCUUGUAUGUAAGUGACUUGGCUCGAAAGGACAUGCGGGUCUUGACCAAGAAGUCACAGUUGUACAUAUGGGGUCUCCUAACUGUUGGAGUUUUUUAUGCUGUUCCUGUGAUUCAGCUGGUCAUAACAUACCAGAAGGUCCUGGAUGAGACUGGAAAUCAAGAUCUGUGUUUUUACAACUUCUGGUGUGCCCAUCCCCUUGGCCCCUUGAGUGACUUUAAUCAUGUCUUCUCAAACAUUGGUUAUAUCCUCUUUGGCAUAUUAUUUAUAGUUGUGUGUAUUCGUCGGAAUCAUCACCAUAAGCUCGUUGUACAAGCUGAUUACAAGAUUGAUAAGUAUUAUGGCAUUCCUCAGCACUUUGGAAUAUUCUAUGCCAUGGGUGGGUCACUCAUUAUGGAAGGUUUUCUCAGUGCCUGCUACCAUAUAUGCCCCAAUAACUCUAACUACCAGUUUGAUACAUCGUUCAUGUACGUUAUUUCGGUGCUCUCCAUGCUCAAGAUCUACCAGACACGUCACCCUGAUAUCAAUGCCAGUGCCAGUGCGGUAUUUGCUGCUUUGGCUGCAGCAGUCCUCCUUGGGGUCAUUGGUGUCUUAGCAGGGACUCUUGUGUUUUUGAUCAUAUUUGGCCUCAUACAUGUGAUAUCAUGCCUCCUGCUGUCAUGUCACGUGUAUUACAUGGGCAGGUGGAAGUGCGAUUUAGGGCUUUUCAAACGUAUGAAAACUUGGUGUUUAAGUGAACUCAGUGACUGGCGACAAAUUUGCCGUCCCAUGUAUUGUGAUCGCAUGGUGUUGUUGCUGAUAGGGAAUGCAGCAAAUUGGGGUUUGGCCAUCUAUGGAAUAGUAUCCACUCCCAAAGAUUUUGCCUCUUACCUGCUCAUUAUAUUCCUCACCAACCUGCUCCUGUAUAUUGCAUUCUACAUCAUAAUGAAGCUACGACACAGUGAAAGAAUACAGUUCCAGCCACUUGUGUACCUGGUCCUGUGUCUGUUAAGUUGGGGAGCAGCCAUCUUCUUUUAUACUCAUCACACGACCACUUGGGAGUUAACACCAGCACACAGCCGCCAGUAUAACCAGGAGUGUGUCUUGUUACACUUCUAUGAUACUCAUGACAUUUGGCACUUUUUAUCUGCUGGUGCCAUGUUCUUUGGAUUUAUGCUCCUCCUCACUCUGGAUGACGACUUAGCUCACACUCCACGAGAAAAAAUUCCAGUCUUCUAAGAAAACGAGCACUUGUUGCUUUUCUUCAGUUGUUUCUGUUGAGGUCUUCUACAAGAAAUUUUCCAGCAUUUGCUUUUCAUUUUUCAUCCAUGAGAUUAUUUACUGUUGUUUAAUAUUUUGGUAUAAAUAUUCUUUCAUUCAAGCAAAAAAUACUUGAGUGAACCAAAAAUCAGGUAUGUAUUUAGUUAAUUAGGAAGCCCUAUAUUUUUAAUAUAAUUUGUAGUCAGCAUUAUCAUUAUUCAUACCUUGUAGAAUCUUGAUUUUGUUGUAGUCAAUAAUUUGUAAAGAAAUGUUAUGUUUAUGUUGAUAUACAUCAGUAUAUAAACUUAUUAUGUGUUUUUGUUUUAUCACUUAACUUGUUCAAAUAACUUUACCCAAGUUUGACUUCUUCUAUUGACUCAUGAUAGAGCACAAAAAGAAAUUGAUGAACAGCUGAUGCAGAAGCUAACAAAUAUAUAACAGUUUACUGCCUGCUGUAUUAAAAUUAGAUAAGUACAGUACAGUGAUCAUAUUGGAACAAAUACUGUAUAUACAGUAUAGGGGGUUCCCCCGUUACAAACGGGUUCCAUUCCUGAGGACAUUCUUAAGUCAGAAAUGUGCCUAAGUCGGAACUCAUACCCUGUGUGCACUAAGCCUUAGUCAUUUUAUACAUCUCGAAUCACCUAAUUUAAGAGAAUAGAAGAAAUUGAAUCCUAAAUUACAGUAAAGAAAAGUAAAAAUUAUAAUUUAACACUUACUGUAUAUUGAAACCUGGGACUGGCUUGUGUGUAGAGAUGGUCAUUUGUAGGAGUGACAGAGGCUUUAUUGGGAUGGUUGACCUGAAACUUUCAUCUUUUCAUCAUAAAUCUCUCUGUAGCAUUGUAGAUGUUCAGUAAUACCUCUAUGAAUCUUGGUGAGUCUUGCCGUGUUGGUAUCUUGCUGUUUAAAUUUAAACAUUCCUUCUUCGAUAAGCCUAAAAUCAUCUGCCAUUUCUUUUGUAAUGAAUCCCUUUGGUUCUGGAGUUUCAGCUUCCUCUACAUCCUCUGACAAAAUGUGCUUCUCCAGUUUAAUUAGGUCCUCAUUGCUUAAUUCUUCAGCAUGAGAAUCAAUCAACUGUGUGACAUCGUGCUCAUGAAUAUCAAGCUGGAGUUGACUCCCAAGGUCUACCACUGUCUGUGUCACUUCCCCAACAUCGUUUUCAAAGCCCCUGAAAUUGUGGACAAAUUGUGGACAGUGUUUUUUCUAAACACCAUUUACCCUUACCUUGAACCGGAUAAACCAGCCCCUACUAGCAACAAAAUCUUCCCCAUCACUUUCACCACCACGUUUAACCUUCAAGUCAGUUAGACUUAGAGACAAAUCCCGUUGAUUUUGAUCUUCCACCCAUAUCACUAACAAUCUUUCCUUUUCAAUUAACAAUCCACUUCUUUGUUUUGUUAUCACAGUUGAGUGCAUUGGUGUAGAUCCUUUUACAUACUGUAUUCAAGAAUUUUCUGUUUGUCUUUCAAAAUUGUUCCGAUCAUUGACUGACUGAAACCCAAAGCUUUUCCUAUCACUGAGGGUGUUUCGCCUUUUUCAGAAUGUUCAAUUACAUCAACUUUAAAUUCCAUUGCAAUUGUUUUCCUUUUCUUGGAUGCACUACUAUCACUUGCAUCAGGUUUGCAUUUGGAAGCCAUGAUGAGGGCCAAAAAAGAGAGUUAAUAAGCAAAAAACAACAGUUUGCACUUGAUCAAGCACAUUGAGGGUAAAGCUUACUGAUGCUCCCUCAAGGCGCAUGGCUGGGCGACUCAUUACUCCCCAAGCGCCGCUCUGCCUCACUGCUCUGCCACGCAAACUAGUUCUCGUACGUUAAUACUACGAACCAGUUGUACUUAUGUCUGAUUUUUUAAAUAAUUGACCUUAUGGGUGUUCAUAAGUCGGACAUUCAUAGGUCAGGAACCCCCUUUACUGUAUUUUGCUUAAAACUUUAGCCAUUAAAAAACUUGUCUAACCAACAACUAGAAUAUUUUUGUGAACCAGAAAUUCCAUGUCAUUUUUUGUGUGCUGAAGUUACGAGGUUAUUGUUGUUUGUUUCGUAAGUGACUUGGGUAAUGUAGGAUAUUUAAAGUGCAUAAUGAAUUUAUUUAAGUUACACCGUAUUGUGUUUGUCAUCAUAGGAUAAGAUUAGCAGUGAAUCCAAAGAUAGCAUGUACUGUAUAGAUAUGAAGGCUGUGAGAAAAUUUUGCCACUUGGGAACGCUAUUUUCUGCACUGAAAAACUUAGUGAGAAUAGUGCACAUUAAUGUCGAGGAAUUGUAGUAUAAGUUGCAAAGCUGGUAAUUAUAAGGGAGUUAGAAGUAGAGCGAUAAUGUAUACAGAAUUUUUCCAUUCCAAGUUCAUUUAAGACAAGUGUUUAUGUUUAUUGCAGUCUUAUUGAUGGUUAUCCCACACCAAGUGGAGGAACAAUAUAUAUAUAUAUAUAUAUAUAUAUAUAUAUAUAUAUAUAUAUAUAUAUAUAUAUAUAUAUAUAUAUAUAUAUAUAUAUAAAACAAUGAAUACUGUAGCCUCCACCAGCUUCCUCUAUGUACCCAUUAAUGACCCCAUAAUUAUUAACCUGUCACAUACCAAUUCAUUAAUUUAUAUCCACCACUGACUGUGUAGACAGUUUUUUGGUGUCUAUUCAUUAUCAAGUUUUAGUAUAUAUACAUGGGUGAGUUUAAUCCAGGUAGUUGCCCCAAUGUUUGUGAGGCAACCAUAUAUCUUUUUUCACAGACAAUUAAAUGCAUUUUAUUUUAGUAGGCAGCAAAAGAGAGACACAUGAGCAACAAAAGAUAAAUUGCUGUUGCAGAAACAGUGCCUUACAUUCAUGUGGAGCUUGACCUGCACUGUGUUGAAGUAUAUUACUAUUAACCCUUAAACAGCAUCCAUCAUCUGUGGAAGUUGGCUGUAGGGACAGCAGCCAUCAUCUGUGGAAGUUAGCUGUAGGGACAACAUCCAUCGUCUGUGAGAAGAUGAUUUGAAAAUCUGCAGGAUGAGGGUUAAUAUGUAGUAUAAUUAGAGUUCAUUUUGUCAAGAAA
Molecule: messenger RNA, 5895 nt
Organism: Homarus americanus (American lobster)
Lineage: Eukaryota; Metazoa; Arthropoda; Malacostraca; Decapoda; Nephropidae
Product: SID1 transmembrane family member 1-like
Exons: 15
Coding region: 174-2861 (895 amino acids)
Cellular component (GO): membrane
Source: RefSeq, a predicted model, not a curated record